CCCAUUUCCAUGACAACGGCAAAAAACAAAGUUUGUUUAUUUGCAUUUUCCGAAAAGUCAAACGUGUCAUAGUUUCCGAGUUUUCAAAAAAUACUUUGAAAAGUUUCUCUCAAUGGAAACCGGUGAGGAAAUGUUCGCUAAGCGAUACACCAACAAGGAACAAGAAGACUUGACCCGAACCAACAUCGUCAUAAAUGUGCGUCCUCAGCCGAAAAAAGAACUGUAUCACUUGAUGCAACCGUAUCCAAAAAUCGGUUAUAACCAGAAACCGUGUGACGAACCGAUCGAUUUGACCCAAAACGCCAAACGAACCAUCAAGACUGAAAAACUUGAACCUCCGACCAAAGUCGUGGUUAAAUCACGCGGACGCCGCUCCAGGAUUUAUACGCAUCAUAACCUUCCGGACCCCAACCAGCGUCAGGCGUUUUUCACUGACGUGAUAGAACUGCAAGCGACCGAGACCAAGCAAGCGGAGAUUCUCAAAGCCGCCAAGUCGCUUUUUUCGAAACGGACCAGGACUUUGUACCAUUGGAUGUACCCAAACACGCCCAAACAACAAAUUAAGAUGGCCGUGGCCAACUCGUGGGAUAAUCUCGGAGUGCAGGAAAAACAGUUUUACAUAUCGCAAGUUUUGGUGCGGUUUGGGUUCCCCCAGUGUAAUUUAAUGGUAAAUCCACAAUUGGGUGGGAUUAAAGAAUUACCACCAUUGCCCGACUCCAUGGAUGGCAAUUACGCAGCAAAAGAACUACAAACCGCAAUUUCAAGCAUUUCUGAAGCUGGUUCAAGUGAAGGGAAACGGCGGCAAGGGAGACCCCCUGGCAGCAAGAACAAGAAGAACAAAAAUGAACUAAUUACGUAUAAAAUCGCCAAGGAUUUUCAGGAUGAUCCCGAACUGAGCAAAGAACUGGAAAAGUUCGCCGUUUCGUUCGAUUGUUUCAAAUAAUUACUUUCGUGUUGUUUGUUGGAAAUAAAAGUCGAGUUGUUUUAAAAAA
Tribolium castaneum (red flour beetle) is the source of this 992-nucleotide messenger RNA. RefSeq lists its product as hypothetical. Lineage: Eukaryota; Metazoa; Arthropoda; Insecta; Coleoptera; Tenebrionidae. The coding region runs from base 113 to 943 and encodes 276 amino acids. The record is from RefSeq and is a predicted model, not a curated record. The transcript is spliced from 3 exons.